GCGCGAAAUAUUUUCGUUUGAAUAGUGUGUCCCAAAACUCCAGUUUCAUAGCCGUUUUAAACAGAGUUAGAAUUUUGUUCUGAAAUUUCUUUUGAUACGAAUAUUUUUUAUUUACUUCAUAGAUAAAGAAUGGGCCAUCGAUUUCAUCAAAAUUAUACCUUGUCCACUACCCUAUUGGCAACAAUGUAGGGGAGUAUGACACAUAUGACACAUCAUAUAAUCCAGCAAAAGAUUUUGCUUGGUUAUCCUCGUAAAAAAUUGCCUAUUGUCUUCCAGACUCAGAUAAUUUAUGUCACUUGUCGGUGGAGUACGGACAGUAUCAGUGCAGUGCGGUACUACUAUGAUGUAUUUCUUUUUGUUUAAAUAAAAAGUUCCUAAAUUUUUAGAAUUUUUUUUUUCGUUUAACUUGUUUUCUGUCCCAUACUUAUGUUCUUGAUAAACUUAUAUAAUAUAAUAAUAACUUCCGCACAAUCAGUUUACAGCCCAACUCUACAAGAAAAAUACCUAAAAAAGGCAUGACAGGGCCCAAGUUCUGUGACUCUAUCCCCAUUGAGAAUAAUAAAAUUACCAGCUAAAAAUGACAAUGUUUUGGCAUUUCUAGCAAAAUUACUAUAGAACCAAAAUCAAAUUCUUUAAAACUACCGUCGAUAGACAAUCAAAAUUCAUAAUGGGAAAAUCAACGUCCAGUAAAAAUGACAUUUCCAUCACAAAAUCGAAACGGCAAAAAGGCAAAGUUACCAAGAACCCGUUUUUAAACUUCCUAGGACAGUUUAGGACCACAAAAGUCGGCUUGUCGGCACCCAAAAUUGCCCAAUUGGGUGGUCACGCAUGGAGAAGCAUGAGCGAACAGGAAAAAGCUCCAUUUAUCUUGAUGGCCAAGAAUUGCAAAUCAACUCCGAGAACUCAAACUGAAUGGCAUAAGAAAAAAGGACGAAAAUCUAAAAAAAAAAUUGAAGCAGUAGUUGAAGCAAAUAAUAUUGCUGAAGAACCUAAAAUCGUUGAGCUUUCUGCUGAUGAUUCUGCUGCUGAAACCAAACAAAUAUGAUUUUCAUUUAUUGUAAUUUGUGUUUUAAUAUAAAAUGUGAUUUUGCA
Messenger RNA from Ceutorhynchus assimilis (cabbage seed weevil), 1092 nucleotides. Lineage: Eukaryota; Metazoa; Arthropoda; Insecta; Coleoptera; Curculionidae. The record is from the annotation of a GenBank genome assembly.